Mya arenaria is the source of this 302-nucleotide messenger RNA. Its product is annotated as LYR motif-containing protein 9-like. The transcript has 3 exons. NCBI's taxonomy places the organism in Eukaryota, Metazoa, Mollusca, Bivalvia, Myida, Myidae. The record is from RefSeq and is a predicted model, not a curated record. Bases 90 to 302 code for a protein of 70 amino acids.
UUUAACAAAAUUAAGAUGUUUGUAUAAACGGCUGUGAAAGUGAUUAUUUAUAAAUUCGGAAGGAGUUUCGAAGAUAAGUUAUAUUCAACAUGGGAAAGGACAUUCAUACUCCGAUACAGCUUUACAGGCACCUGUUUAGACGUCUAGAACGACUGCCUAAGUCGAUGCAAGGUCAUUACAAACACCAAGUAAGACAGCAAUUUCGAAGUCAUGCUGAUGAGAUUGACUCUGAGAGAAUUCAACAAAUUAUCAAGAAGUCGUUGGAGGAUUGUGAUUGGCUGAUCAAUAAGCCUGGUAAUUAG